ACAGCCGGUUCGACCUGGAGGCUUUCUUGAAGAUGAAGGCUGGGGAGCUCUAGAUGUGAAAAGAAGUCCAGGGAAAGGAGUCAAGGAUGAGUGGCAGUCCGGAUAUACGAUUCGUGUCAUUGCGAGCGAAAGGAAUGAUGUUUUCUUUUUUUUCUUCCUCCUUUCUUUUUUUCCACCGUCUUCCCUUUUUUUUGGUUAUCAUAGAGAAUCCUCUCCGAGACUUGUACAUACCCUGGGCUGUCGUGCUUCCUGUACACUACAGUUGGACCAGAGCACGAGAUUGACGUUUGUUGCGAUGCGGAUCCCUUGUCCCGAUGUGUGUGCACUCUCGGAAAAGUUCGCGCGCUGUUCGUCCGUAUUGUAUUCUAUCGCUUGCUCUUUAGAUCGUCAAGGC
Messenger RNA from Aspergillus candidus, 394 nucleotides. RefSeq lists its product as uncharacterized. NCBI's taxonomy places the organism in Eukaryota, Fungi, Ascomycota, Eurotiomycetes, Eurotiales, Aspergillaceae. The transcript has 2 exons. The record is from RefSeq and is a predicted model, not a curated record. Bases 87 to 284 code for a protein of 65 amino acids.